CUGAUAGUAGAUAGUAAGAGAAGUCUGAGCACUGUGUUAGCAGAUAAGACAAUAUAACGUUACUAAUUUUAAUUUUAUUGCGAUAACUGCGGCACUUCUCACCCAGAAACGACUUGUAGCCAGCUAGCUAGUUAAGCCAGAUAUUUACCGGUAACAAUUUAACUAGCUAAAUUACUAAUAACCUGCUUGGCGUAACGUUAAUUUGCGACCAGUUGCUAAUUUGUGGAGCAAAAAAUACCUUGACCUAUUAAUGUAAAUUGACGUAACGUUACCUCGAAACGUUAAAUUAAGUUAGCCUCGUUAUCCAAGUCGGGUGCUUUGCUCUUGUCAAAGAUGAGCAGCGUGAAGGAAGAAAGCCGAAGUGGUUCCCCUCAUUGCCCCAAACCCGAUGAAUCUGAGGAGCCCCUGGGCACAGCCAUGGAGACUGGAGCUGCAAAUGAUGUCAUUGUGAAAUCUGAGGAAAUGCCAUCUAAAGUGCUCAUUACGGAGGCAAUGGAGGAAGAAGAGAAGCAGCUGAUGGAGGAAGGGGAGAGGGAAGAAAAGGAGAUGAUGGAAAAGGCUCGGGAAUCGCGGGAGAAGGAUUCUCAUGACAUGCGGUUCAAGAGACUGCAGCAUUUGCUUCAGAAGAGCAACAUCUACUCUAAAUUCUUGCUGACUAAAAUGGAGCAACAACAUAAUGAGGAGAGACUCAGGAAGGAAAAAAGUGAAAAAAAUGCCAAGAAGAAGACAGACUGUGCAGAGCCUGAGAAAGCUAAAAAGAGGAGGAGGAGGGACGAAGACUACAAAAUAGCAGAUGUCAUGUCAAAAGAAGAAAUCAUGUCGCAAGCUAAGAAAACCAAAGUGGAGGAAACGGACAAGGCACCAGCCCAGAAGAAACUAGAAGCUGAGGAUAUCGAGAAGAUGAGCGAUUCCAACCUAGACAUCAAGAACCGUCUGUCGGAGACGGUGCGAGACAACGCCACGCAUCUGCUCCAUCCACACAGGAAGGUGAACGGUCAGCCGGUCCCCGCCAAGCAGCCGGAGCUCUUCACCGGAGGGGUCAUGAGGUCCUACCAGAUCGAAGGAAUCGAGUGGCUGAGGAUGCUGUGGGAGAAUGGCAUCAACGGGAUCCUGGCUGAUGAGAUGGGACUGGGAAAGACCAUCCAGUGCAUUGCUCACAUCGCCAUGAUGAUAGAAAAGAAAGUGAUGGGCCCCUUCCUGGUGGUGGCCCCUCUCUCCACUCUGCCAAACUGGAUCAGUGAAUUUAAGCGCUUCACACCAGAGGUGGCUGUGCUUCUUUACCAUGGUACCCAGCCAGAGAGGCUCAAGCUGCGGAAGCAGAUCCGCAGGCCGCAGGGGCCCCUAAGCAUGUGUCCUGUGGUCGUCACCUCCUUUGAGAUCGCCAUGAGAGACAGAAAGGUCCUACAGCAUUUCCAGUGGAAGUACCUGAUAGUGGACGAAGGCCACAGGAUCAAGAACCUCAACUGUCGGCUGGUGCGGGAGCUGAAGCUGCUGCCCACUGACAACAAGCUGCUGCUCACUGGCACGCCGCUACAGAACAACCUGUCAGAGCUCUGGUCCCUCCUCAACUUCCUCCUGCCAGAGGUCUUUGAUGACCUCAAGAGCUUUGAGUCGUGGUUUGACAUCGACACCAUUAAUGAAGCAGACACUAUGGUGGCUACUGAGCGUGAGCAGAACAUCCUAAGCAUGUUGCACCAGAUUCUGACCCCGUUCCUGCUGAGGAGGCUGAAGUCAGACGUUACGCUGGAUGUUCCUCCUAAGAAGGAGAUCAUUGUUUUUGCUCCUUUGACAGCCAAACAGGAGACCUUUUACACUGCUGUGGUCAACAAAACCAUCGCCAAGAUGCUGGGCUUGGAGAAGACGGAGGCCCCUGUAGCACUGACGCCUAGUGGCAGGCUGAAGCGUGGCAGUCGAAAGGUGGUCAACUACAAAGAAACGGAUGAAGACAAAGCAUUUGACGAAGAGAAAUAUCUGGAGGCGCUCCACAAGGAGAUGGAGGGGAGGGAGAGCUCCCCUCGGGUGCUGGAUGUCAACAGCCCGCUGGAUGCCCAAAUCAACCUGAAGCUGCAGAACAUUCUCAUGCUGCUAAAGAAAUGCUGUAACCACCCCUACCUGUUGGAGUACCCCCUCGACCCUGCCACACAGGAGUUUAAGAUUGAUGAGCAGCUGGUCCAGAGCUCCGGGAAGUUCCUCAUCCUGGACAGACUGCUGCUCGCACUGAAGAAAAGGGGACAUAAGGUUCUGAUCUUCAGUCAGAUGACAACGAUCCUGGAUCUGUUGAUGGAUUACUGCUAUCUGCGGGGCUUCCAGUACAGCCGACUCGAUGGCAGCAUGUCCUACCCAGACAGAGACGAAAAUAUGACCAAAUUCGCCAAAGACCCCGAGGUGUUUCUGUUCCUGCUGAGCACCAGAGCGGGAGGACUUGGGAUCAACCUGACAACUGCUGAUACUGUUAUCAUCUUCGACAGUGACUGGAACCCCCAGGCAGACCUGCAGGCUCAGGACCGCUGUCACCGAAUCGGGCAAACCAAACCAGUGGUGGUGUACCGCCUGGUCACCGCCAACACCAUCGACCAGAAGAUCCUGGAGAGGGCCUCGGCCAAAAGGAAACUGGAGCAGAUGGUCAUUCAUAAGAAUAAGUUCAAAGGUGGCAAGGCAGAGCUGAACCAAAGUAAAAGCUGCAUUGAUCUGGAGGAGCUGAAGGAGCUGCUCAAAGCCAGAGGAACCGAGAAAGAGGUGAAAGCAUCGAGGGGAAAGGUGAUCAGCGACCACGACCUGGAGCUCUUGUUGGAUCGCAGUGACUUAAUGGACAAAGAAAAAGGAAAAAUGAAGAAAGAGAAGGUGGGAGUCUUCAGGGUGAUUGAGACCAAAGAGGCGUCUGAGAUCACUCUGACCUGAAACUCUUCAGAUCUGAACUUCUGACCACACAGUCCUUGGAUGGCUCUCAACUGCUGUCACUCGUU
Etheostoma cragini (Arkansas darter) is the source of this 2963-nucleotide messenger RNA. It is a transcript of the gene hells, whose product is annotated as helicase, lymphoid specific. Gene Ontology annotation, molecular function: chromatin binding; ATP-dependent chromatin remodeler activity; ATP binding. The coding region runs from base 334 to 2898 and encodes 854 amino acids. The transcript has 23 exons. The record is from RefSeq and is a predicted model, not a curated record. Gene Ontology annotation, cellular component: nucleus; pericentric heterochromatin. Lineage: Eukaryota; Metazoa; Chordata; Actinopteri; Perciformes; Percidae. Gene Ontology annotation, biological process: pericentric heterochromatin formation; DNA methylation-dependent constitutive heterochromatin formation; negative regulation of gene expression via chromosomal CpG island methylation.